Molecule: messenger RNA, 2583 nt
Organism: Strongyloides ratti
Lineage: Eukaryota; Metazoa; Nematoda; Chromadorea; Rhabditida; Strongyloididae
Product: Protein of unknown function DUF3588 family-containing protein
Exons: 2
Coding region: 1-2583 (860 amino acids)
Biological process (GO): regulation of DNA-templated transcription
Cellular component (GO): nucleus
Source: RefSeq, a predicted model, not a curated record
AUGGAUCGACAGGAUUCUUCAAAUACGUCAUCUCUAAACUUGAAUAUUAACAACGAUAUAUAUAUGAUGAGAAUUCAGGAUAGAAGCUUAAAAUAUAUACGUCAAUUUCCAGCAAAUAAUGAUAGAAUAUUUUAUAAAGAUCUUGAUUUUUUAAAUAGACCUAUUGGUGAAGUUAGUAUACCAUAUUACACUGAUAAGGUGUCAGCAUCUUUAACUGGUAAAUUAAAGGAUGCUUUUCCUGCAGUCCUACUUAGUGUUACUAGAAACACAGUGCAGGUUUUAAAUUUUACAAAUCAUAAAGUUGAGCUUGUGUCAUAUGACAAUAUAUGGUUGCGAAGAACAUCUAGUGAUCAAAAAAUAUUUUUAAAUCAUGAGGAUUCUGAUCCUUCUAGUGGUCAUUCAUAUAAUGAAAGUUAUAUUAUAAAUGAAAAAGGUAAUAAAUUAGAAAGAUUAUCAAGUGCAAAAUGUAUGGUUAAAGUUCAAAAAUUUAUAAAAGAAGAAGAUUAUUUUUUAUAUCAAGAUUUAGAUAAUCUUUUUGCUGUUGUUCAAAUAACUAAUAAAAAUGGACCAUUUGUAAUUGUUAAAAUGAAUGAUGAUGCUGAAAGACUUAUACCUAUAAGGAGUGGUCGCAAUUAUUCUUUAGAACUACAUCAUCAACUUUCUUUAGCUGGAUUAGUUAAGAAAGGUGGAUAUAAACCAGGAAAAGAAACAUUUUUAAAUAAAGUACCAAAAUGUGCAUUUUUAAGAAGUAAACAUAAUUCUCAUGAAUUUGAACGUGGAUAUGAACUUGAAGUUAUCUGUCCCGAUACCAGAGAAUAUAUUUAUAUGGGAUAUGUAUCUGAAGUUUUUUCUGAAGAACUUUUUAAAGUAACAAUUAUUAAAUAUGCGGAUAACUCAAAAAAUAAAACAAUUUUAUGUGACAAUGCAAAUGAAUUUUUACUCCCAAAAAGAUUUUGUAGUCGUCACAAUUUAAAACUUACAUCACCAUUUGAUUCACAUAGUGGAAAUGAUUUAAAAAAUUUUAAAAAACUUCAUGGAAUCACUGAACCAGCUCCUAAAAAAACAUUUGCUCAAGUUCAAUGCUAUGAUAAAAUAGAAGAAUUUACACGUAUUGAAUAUUAUGAUGAGAAAGGAGAAGUUAUGGUUCCAGCUUUAAUUGUACGAUCAGCUGAAAAUGUUGUCUUUCUUAUACUUGAAGAUAGAGAUAUGAUGAAACCACUUGCAUUUAAUUGUGGUUCACCAUGUAUAUUUCCUGUUGGUACUGCUGAGACAUAUGGUAUUACACUUGUCAAAUCAUUAGAUAGAGAUUAUGAAGAUACAAGACAAUUAAGAUUUGAUUUAGAAAAAAAUUAUAAAUAUUUUGGUAAUGAAUUUACUAAAAGUAGUAUUUCUGAUUGUGAUGUUAAAAAAGAUGAAAUUGAUAAAGAGAAUAUUACUUUUAGUGAUGUUUUUAAAGAUAUUUCAAAAAUUGCUCCAAAAUUUUAUAUUAACCAUGAUUGUAAUCCAGGACCAUACUUAAGACAAAAAGCAAUAAAAUCUAAACCUGUUGUAAAUAAUGGUGGACCUUUAGCUUCAGUUAUUUACUAUAUUAAUAGGCUUAUCAUUCAAUGUGCUGAUUCUAAUUCUAGAGUUCGUGUCUCCAAUAUAAUUUCAGGUAAUGAUAAAAAUUCUGGAAUCAUAAUGAAGAAACCUGUUAAUAGUACUCAGGAAGAUGAUACUAUUCAAUAUAAUUCUAAAGGACAAACAUAUAUAUGUGAAGCACCAUUUACAUCUGAAGAAUUUCCUCUUUAUUUAAGAAAACUUAUGUAUAAAUUACAAGCUUGCCCAAAUUUAAUUUCAUUAACAAAACUUGAUGAACCAUGUUCAUGUGAAUGUGAUAAAGUUGAACCAUGGUUUAAAUUGUAUGUUAAUAAUUUUGUAACAUUAUCUGCAUCUGAAUCUCUUGCUGGGCCAGCAAAUUCAACAAGAGGCAAAAAAAGUGCAAAAAGGAAUUAUAAUAGAAUAGAAAAACGUUCUACUAGUGGUGAGAAUGAUAAUAAAAAAACAAAAUUAGAUGAUAGGUGUACAUCUUCAUCAAAAAAUACUACAGAUGAAAGAAAUUCUUCAUAUGAUUCUCGUGAACCAAGUGAAGGAAAAAUGGUUCCACCAAGAUCAAAUGGUGUUACGAGGAAACGUGCAACAACUGUCGAUGUAUGUUCUACAAAAUUACGACGAAGUGGAAGAGUAGCCGGUAAAACUUCAGAAAAUGGGUCUCCAUCAAAGACUGCCGAUACAACUCCUGAACCAUCAUCAUCUCCAUCAGUUUCUCCAAGUGAUGACAAUAGCCAAGAAUCUGUUGGUAAUAAUUCACGUUUUAGUACACCAAUGCAAACAGAUUUAGGAGAUAAAAAAGUACAAGAUAUGACACCACAAGAAUUUGCAUCUCUUAUUAUUGCCGAAGCAUCAUUAGAUAUUAGGGAGAAGGUUGAAAAUAUUAAUAUGAAUGAAUUAUUAAAAUUAGACAUCAGUCAAAUUAUGAAACAAUUUGACGUUCGAAUGGGUUCAGCUAUCAAAAUUCAACACAUUAUUCAAAAAAGAAUCUAG